CGUUCGCCAGUUUACUUUUCCAACAUGGCAACCAGGUGGGGAAUAUGCAGCGCUGGGAAAAUCAGUAAUGAUUUUACAGUGGCCCUGAGAACGCUUCCUCCCGGAGAUCACCAGAUUGUGGCUGUGGCAGCUCGGAAGUUACAGGACGCACAAGCCUUUGCUAAAAAGCACAACAUUCCUCGAGCAUAUGGCGGCUACGACGAGCUGUCCAGAGACCCGGAUGUAGAGGUGGUGUAUGUCGGGGUCAUCCACCCCUACCAUAUAAGUGCGAGUUUGCUCUUCAUGAACGCCAAGAAAAACGUGCUGUGUGAGAAGCCCAUGGCCAUGAACUCCAGAGAGGUGAAGGAGAUGGUGGCCGCCGCCAAGACAAACAACAUCUUUUUCAUGGAGGCCGUGUGGACCCGUUUUUUCCCGGCCUCUCUGGAGAUCAAACGGCUGCUGGCCGAGGAGGAGGUGGGGGAGGUGAAGAUGGUGAAGGCAGACUUCGGAUUGAAGCUCAUGCACGUACCCCGCGCAGUGCAGAAGGAGCUGGGCGGAGGUGCACUGCUGGAUAUCGGCAUCUACUGCCUGCAGUUCAUAUGCAUGGUGUACGGCGGCGAGAAGCCAGAGUCCAUCCAAGCCACGGGGGUCUGCCUGGACACAGGGGUAGACGAGGCCAUGGUUGUCACCCUCAAGUUUUCCCGAGGCAGAAUGGCUGUGUUCACUUGCUCCAUGGCUGUGCAGCUUCCCAAUGACGCUGUGAUAACUGGCACCAAGGGAACCAUCAGGGUCCCUGCCCACAUGUGGUCCCCCACAUCUUUAGUGGUGAAUGGGAAGGAGACUCAGUACCCAGUGCCAGAACCUCGCCUUCCCCUGAAUUUCACGAACAGCACCGGAUUGCGUUAUGAGGCAGAGGAGGUUCGACAGUGCCUGCUCAAAGGGCUUAAGGAGAGCCCAGGUAUGACCCAUGCAGACUCUCUACUUCUUGCUGAGCUGGAAGACGAAGCUCGCAGUCAGGUGGGGGUGGUGUACAACCAGGACCUCCACUAACUUUUACAUACACAUCCUAUUCAAGUUUAAUAAAAUGCUUCAGUCU
Messenger RNA from Lampris incognitus (smalleye Pacific opah), 1075 nucleotides. It is a transcript of the gene dhdh.2, whose product is annotated as dihydrodiol dehydrogenase, tandem duplicate 2. The record is from RefSeq and is a predicted model, not a curated record. The coding region runs from base 25 to 1029 and encodes 334 amino acids. Gene Ontology annotation, molecular function: nucleotide binding. The transcript is spliced from 7 exons. Lineage: Eukaryota; Metazoa; Chordata; Actinopteri; Lampriformes; Lampridae.